GAUCUUUGAAUCGAACACCCGCUUCUCCGAUUCGUUUCCAUUCAUUCCCGAAGGAAAAACAUUAAUUAUCGCCAGCCAAUUAUCGUAAUUAGAUUUAAUUAAGAUGGAUAGACUUUUACGGUUAGGAGGAGGCAUGACGGGUCUAAAUCAGGGACCACCACCUUCUGAUGCUCCCGUUGUUGACACCGCUGAACAGGUCUACAUUUCUUCUCUAGCAUUGUUAAAAAUGCUGAAGCAUGGAAGAGCUGGGGUUCCCAUGGAGGUCAUGGGACUGAUGCUGGGGGAAUUCGUCGACGAUUACACCGUCCGGGUGAUUGAUGUCUUCGCCAUGCCCCAGACAGGAACUGGGGUGAGUGUCGAAGCUGUGGAUCCAGUUUUCCAAGCGAAAAUGCUGGAUAUGCUGAAGCAAACUGGACGACCGGAAAUGGUCGUUGGAUGGUAUCACUCGCAUCCAGGGUUUGGUUGUUGGUUGUCUGGGGUUGAUAUCAAUACACAGCAGUCAUUCGAGGCCCUCAGUGAACGUGCAGUGGCUGUUGUCAUCGAUCCCAUUCAGUCGGUCAAGGGAAAAGUCGUCAUCGAUGCAUUUAGAUUAAUAAAUCCCAACAUGAUGGUUCUGGGACAGGAGCCGCGUCAGACGACCUCCAACCUGGGGCACCUACAGAAACCCUCGGUUCAGGCUCUCAUUCACGGUCUCAAUCGUCAUUAUUACAGCAUCAGCAUUAAUUAUCGUAAAAACGAACUUGAACAGAAGAUGUUGUUAAAUCUUCACAAAAAGACUUGGAUGGAUGGACUGACACUGGCUGAGUACUCAGAGCACAGUAGACUCAACGAGAACACUGUGGCUGAGAUGCUGGAGCUUGCCAAGAAUUAUAACAAGGCCCUCGAGGACGAGGAAAAAAUGACCCCUGAGCAGCUCGCAAUAAAGAACGUGGGAAAACAAGACCCAAAGCGUCACCUCGAAGAAAAAGUAGAUAUGCUCAUGUCCACAAAUAUCGUGCAGUGCCUGGGGGCAAUGCUCGACACUGUUGUCUUCAAAUAACCGAUUGUACAUGUAUGAAAUUCCCCCACAUUAUCCGAAAUACAAGUACUUUUUAAGCGAUGAAGUGACGAUAUUUUUGCUCGUCUUCAUAGCAUUUUUCCAUUCAAUUUCCCCCAUCAAUCAUGGAUUUCUUAAUAAAAUUGGUAAAUUCCUGCGAA
This is a messenger RNA of Fopius arisanus, 1197 nucleotides long. RefSeq names its product regulatory particle non-ATPase 11 (gene Rpn11). Gene Ontology annotation, molecular function: proteasome binding; metallopeptidase activity; protein binding. NCBI's taxonomy places the organism in Eukaryota, Metazoa, Arthropoda, Insecta, Hymenoptera, Braconidae. Gene Ontology annotation, biological process: protein deubiquitination; proteasome-mediated ubiquitin-dependent protein catabolic process. The record is from RefSeq and is a predicted model, not a curated record. Bases 104 to 1039 code for a protein of 311 amino acids. Gene Ontology annotation, cellular component: proteasome regulatory particle, lid subcomplex. The transcript is spliced from 6 exons.